AUGUUUUCCUCCCUGCAAGCUCAGCAGAAAAGGCCAAUUGGCUGGAGCCAGGAGGCAGCUGCGGAGCCGAAGGGGCAGCGCCGAGGAAGGUCUCCGCCGCGCCCGCCCACUGGGGGCGUUGCUGGGCGGGCUGGGUCCGCGUCGCGCUUUCGCUUCGCCAGCUGGACGAUUCCUGGAAGGCGGCGGCGAAAGGGCGGACGCGGCUGGCGCAAGUAUGGCACGUUGGCUGAGCCGGGACCCCGUGGACAUAGAGAAUAUCCUAGCACUAAACCCUCGAAGACAAACUCACGCAUCUUUGAAUUCAACUGCAGCAAAGAAACAUGAGAAAAAGCACUGGAAAAGGAAUGCAGAUAAAAGCUGCCCGAACUGUGAAAAGCUGGAAAAUAAUUUUGAUGACAUCAAGCACACGACUCUUGGUGAGCGAGGAGCACUUCGAGAAGCAAUGAGGUGCUUAAAGUGUGCAGAUGCCCCCUGUCAGAAGAGCUGCCCCACUAAUCUAGACAUCAAGUCAUUUAUCACAAGUAUUGCAAACAAGAACUACUACGGAGCUGCCAGAAUGAUCUUUUCUGACAACCCGCUUGGGCUGACGUGCGGGAUGGUGUGUCCAACUUCAGACCUCUGCGUGGGUGGAUGCAAUUUAUAUGCCACCGAGGAGGGACCAAUUAAUAUUGGCGGACUGCAGCAAUUUGCUACAGAGGUAUUCAGAGCAAUGAAUAUUCCUCAGAGUAGAAGCCCAUCCUUGCCACCACCAGAAGAAAUGCCGGAAGCCUACCAUGCCAGGAUAGCUCUUCUUGGAGCAGGGCCUGCAAGCAUCAGCUGUGCCACCUUUCUGGCUCGAUUGGGCUACUUGAACAUCACCAUAUUUGAAAAGGAAGGCUAUGUUGGUGGCUUAAGUACAUCUGAAAUCCCCCAGUUCCGGCUGCCAUAUGAUGUAGUACAUUUCGAAACUGAGCUUAUGAAAGACCUCGGAGUGAAGAUAAUUUGCGGCAGAGGGCUUUCGGCAGAAGGAUUGACGCUCAGUGCCUUGAAGGAAGAUGAUUACAAAGCAAUCUUUAUUGGAAUUGGUCUACCAGAACCAAAGAGAGAAGCUGUAUUUCAAGGUCUGGGAAUGGAUCAAGGAUUUUACACAUCUAAAGACUUCCUGCCAUUGGUGGCUAUGGCAAGUAAACCAGGAAUGUGCGCCUGUCGCUCUCCAUUGCCAUCAAUACAGGGAGCAGUGAUUGUUCUUGGAGCGGGCGACACUGCUUUUGACUGUGCAACGUCAGCUUUGCGCUGUGGAGCUCGUCGCGUAUUUGUGGUGUUCAGGAAAGGAUUUACCAAUAUACGGGCUGUUCCUGAGGAGGUAGAUCUUGCAAAAGAAGAAAAAUGUGAAUUUCUCCCCUUCCUUUCCCCUCGGAAGGUUGUAGUGAAAGGAGGGAAGAUUGUUGCUAUGGAAUUUGUUCGGACAGAGCAAGAUGAAGACGGAAACUGGAAUGAGGACCAGGAUCAGAUUGUCCGCCUGAAAGCCGAUGUGGUGAUCAGUGCCUUUGGUUCAGUCCUAAGUGACCCUAAAGUAAAAGAAGCCCUGCAUCCUCUCAAGUUCAACAGAUGGGGUCUCCCUGAAAUUGAUCAAGAGACCAUGCAAACGAGCGAACCAGGGAUUUUUGCAGGAGGUGACGUUAGUGGACUCGCCAACACUACAGUGGAAUCAGUGAAUGAUGGAAAGCAAGCUUCCUGGUUCAUGCACAAAUACUUACAGUCUUUAUACGGUAUUGCUGUUUCUACUGUACCCCAGCUUCCUCUUUUCUACACGCCUGUGGAUUCAGUAGACAUCAGCAUAGAAGUUGCUGGACUCCGGUUCCCAAACCCCUUUGGCCUCGCCAGUGCGACUCCCACCACAAGUUCGCCAAUGAUUCGCAGAGCUUUUGAAGCCGGAUGGGGAUUUGCACUGACCAAAACCUUUUCUCUGGACAAGGACAUUGUAACAAACGUUUCUCCGAGAAUAAUACGUGGCGUUACCUCAGGCCCCAUCUAUGGUCCAGGCCAAGGCUCUUUCCUGAACAUUGAGCUCAUCAGUGAGAAAACGGCGGCCUACUGGUGUAAAAGUGUCUCUGAGCUGAAGAUGGACUUCCCUGACAAAAUUGUCAUCGCCAGUAUCAUGUGCAGCUAUAAUAAAGACGAUUGGACUGAACUUUCCAAAGUGGCUGAGGCUUCUGGAGCGGAUGCCCUGGAGUUAAAUUUAUCCUGUCCGCAUGGCAUGGGAGAGAGAGGCAUGGGCCUAGCCUGUGGGCAGGAUCCAGAGCUGGUGCGCAACAUCUGUCGCUGGGUGAGGCAAGCUGUUCGGAUUCCUUUCUUUGCCAAGCUGACCCCAAAUGUCACGGAUAUUGUGAGCAUUGCGAGGGCUUCCCAAGAAGGUGGCGCAGAUGGUGUUACAGCCACCAACACCGUGUCAGGGCUGAUGGGACUGAGAGCAGAUGGCACACCUUGGCCAGCUGUCGGGCUGGGGAAGAGGACUACCUACGGCGGAGUGUCAGGAAAUGCCAUAAGACCCAUUGCCCUUCGAGCAGUUUCUGCAAUAGCUCGUGCUCUUCUAGGGUUUCCAGUCCUGGCAACAGGAGGCAUUGACUCAGCUGAGAGUGGCUUGCAAUUUCUUCAGAGCGGUGCUUCUGUUUUGCAGGUUUGCAGUGCAAUACAGAAUCAAGAUUUUACCGUGAUUGAGGAUUACUGCACUGGGCUGAGAGCUCUGCUUUAUCUGCAAAGCAUAGAAGAAUUUCAAGACUGGGAUGGACAGAGCCCACCAACUAUAAGGCAUCAGAAGGGAAAACCUGUGCCCAAAAUCGCUGACCUGGUGGGAAAGAAACUUCCUAGUUUUGGCCCCUACCUUGAGCAGCGCAAGAAGAUAAUAGCUGAGUCCAAAGUGAACAUGAUGGAACAGAGCACCCUGGUUUCCCAGCUUGAGAGAAAACAUCUUGUUCCUAAAAAGCCCAUCCCAGCUGUGAAAGAUGUAAUUGGAAAAGCACUGCGGUAUAUUGGAACAUAUGGAGAGCUCAGUAAUACGGAGCAAGUUCUGGCUCUGAUUGAUGAGGAAAUGUGUAUCAACUGUGGCAAAUGCUACAUGACCUGUAAUGAUUCUGGCUACCAGGCUAUACAAUUUGAUCCAGAAACCCACCUGCCCACUGUUACUGACAGUUGUACAGGCUGCACUCUGUGUCUCAGUGUCUGCCCUAUUAUUGACUGCAUCCGAAUGGUUUCCAGGACAACACCUUAUGAACCAAAGAGAGGCCUGCCCUUAGCUGUGAACCCAGUGUGCUGAGGUGAUCAGACCAGCAGUUAAAGCGAACCUUACAUUUACUUGAUUCUAUUGAUUUGCUAUCUAAUUAGUACCAGCAACAACAACUAUGUUAAAAAAGAAUUGCGGGGGGGGGGGGGCACCUAAUGAUGGGAGACUGCUAUAAUGUCAGCUGCAUUUUCCAAUUUAAAUUUUUUAUUUUUUAUUUAGCCUUCAGACCAGCAGUGGCUAGUUUAUCAAAUGUUAGCUAUCCUUGUCUUUCCCACCCCCACCCCCCAGAAGCAGAACUUUACUUUUUCUUUUUCUUUCUGCAAAUUCUUGGACGCUAUGGUGGCUUUGGUGAUUUCUUCCUCAUAACCCCCCACAAAAUUAGGAGAGGGGUCUCUCCCCGCUCCCACCAAAUCAGCUAAACCCCGACACGCAAACCAACUUUGUUACCAGGGAAACAUUUGGUAAUUACACAUUUCAUUUCCUUUUAAAACUGUUUUUUAGAAGAUGUAAUUAACUGCAAAACACACAAACAAAGCAAUGCAGAUUCAAUGUGUGUGUGUGUUUUACAGGAGGAUGUAAAAAGAGGUUUAAAUGGGUAUUUCUGAACUAUUAAUCAGUUUCAACGGCUGCAGCAUAUGGCACUGUAUUACCUUAAUUCUCCCUAAAUUCUGCUUUUGACUAGGCAUUAAAAACUAAAUUUGCAAAUACAA
Molecule: messenger RNA, 3969 nt
Organism: Podarcis raffonei (Aeolian wall lizard)
Lineage: Eukaryota; Metazoa; Chordata; Lepidosauria; Squamata; Lacertidae
Gene: DPYD
Product: dihydropyrimidine dehydrogenase
Exons: 23
Coding region: 215-3292 (1025 amino acids)
Biological process (GO): thymine catabolic process; uracil catabolic process
Cellular component (GO): cytosol; cytoplasm
Molecular function (GO): iron-sulfur cluster binding; uracil binding; NADP binding
Source: RefSeq, a predicted model, not a curated record